UUAGGUCAUGAGUUAUUUCCUGGUGCUCCUUAUAAAUAGGUCAGUUCCAGUGGUGUAGCACUUGAAAUUUCAGUUUCAACAUCAACAUCAACAUAUACAGCAUCACAAUGCUCUUCCUGAAGUUCACUCUACUCACCUUACUUAUUGCAGCACCUGGCUUGCUUGUUUCUGGAGAGAGUGUGAUUACCUGCGAUGGUAAUCUCCAGCACCUGACUUGUGACACUGGACUGAUACUGGUGAAGUCUUCUGUCUAUGGCCGUACAGACCGCCACAUCUGUAAUAUUGAUCGCCCCACUUCUCAGGUUGCUAAUACCAACUGUGCCUUGAAGAUUUCCACAAUCGCAGAUAGAUGCAAUGGACUAAGAGAGUGUGAGUUAAAGACAGAUUUACUUGGCAACCCUGACCCAUGUUAUGGAACAUACAAGUACCACAACACCACUUACGACUGCAUCAAUGGCCGGCUUGUUGUGAUCUGUGAGCAUGGCUACAGCACACUGGACUGUGGAGAUGAUUCUAUUCAGAUCAUAAAUGCGAACUACGGACGUGCUGAUUCUAAAACCUGUUCAAAUGGACUCCCCAGUGGUUUGACCCAGAACACCAACUGUUAUGAAAAGAGAACACUCUCAAUUGUAGCCUCACUGUGUAAUGGACGGAAGAGAUGCACUGUAGAAGCUUCAUACACCAUCUUUACAGAUCCUUGCACUGGGACUGUUAAAUACCUCACUGUGUCCUACAUGUGCACUCCACCUCCUAAGGAAAUUGUGUCCUGUGAAGGCACUACUGCUGUGCUGACAUGUGGUGCUCGCCGUAUAAAGAUCAUCAGCGCUAACUACGGCCGAACUGAUUCCACCACAUGUUCUUCAGGACAACCUGCCAGUUCAAUCAAACACACAAAUUGCUACUUGCCCAGGACACUAAAUAUAGUUGUAGCUAGAUGUGAAGGAAAGAGCCACUGUGAGGUGCCUGCUACAAAUGCUGUUUUCUCUGACCCCUGCUAUGGCACCUAUAAGUACCUCAAAGUAGUGUACUCCUGUGUCUACUCCAACUUUGACGCAUACAGCAUCAUGAUGCUCUUACUGAGGCACACGCUGCUCACCUUGCUUCUUGCAGCCCCUGGCCUUCUUGUCUCUGGAGAGAAUAUGAUUACCUGCUACGGUAAUAUUCAGCGCCUCACCUGUGACACUGGACUGAUAAUGGUGACGUCAACUAUAUAUGGACGUACGGACGGCAACACCUGUAAUACUGCUCGGCCCCCUUCUGAGGUUGCUAAUACCAACUGUGCCUCAAGGAUUUCCACUAUUGCUGAAAGAUGCAAUGGACUAAGAGAGUGUGAGUUAAAGACAGAUUUACUUGGCAAUCCUGACCCAUGUUUUGGAACUUACAAGUACUACAACACCACUUACGACUGCAUCAGUGCCGAGGACACUGUGAUCUGUGAGCAAGGCUACAGCACACUGGACUGUGGAGACGGUUCUAUUGAGAUCAUAAAUGCGAACUACGGGCGCGCUAAUUCAGUAACCUGUGUAAAUGGACUCCCCAAUAGUUUGAUCCAGAACACCAACUGUUACGCUCCAAACACACGCUCAACUGUGGCCACACUGUGUAAUGGACGGAAGAGUUGCACUGUAGAAGCUUCAUACACCAUCUUUACCGAUCCUUGUGUUGGGACUAGUAAAUACCUCACUGUGUCCUACAAGUGCAUUCCAACUCCUAGGGAAAUUGUGACCUGUGAACAUGACACUGCUGUGCUGUUAUGUGGUGCUCGCCAUAUAAAUAUCAUCAGCGCUAACUACGGCCGAACCAAUUCCGCCAUAUGUUCUUCAGGACGACCUGCCAGUGAAAUCAGCAACACAAAUUGCUACACUCCUAGUGCACUAAAUAAAGUUGCAGCUAGAUGUGAAGGACAGAGCAGCUGUAACGUGCCUGCUACAAAUGAAUUCUUCUCUGACCCCUGCUAUGGCACUUUUAAGUACCUGACAAUUGUGUACUCCUGUGUCUAACUGCGAGAGUGCAUAACUACAAAUAUUCUCUUGUCCCUGUUGGUUUUACUGCUGUUGACAGAAUAACUCAAGGCAACCCAGCUUUCUCCCCAGUGGCCUCUUUUCAGUCUGAAGAGGAUGGAGACCAGAUUUUAAAUUUGCAACCGUGAUACAGUGCAGGAGUUUUGGUGGUGGUGUACUUAAUAUUUCCAUGUUAUAUAGUCAACUGCUGUAAUGAUUUUAUUUCUGAGACAUACUUAUCUUUAAUUUAUUAAUGAUUAUGCAAUAAAGUUUCCUCUAAAUGCAAGCAUAA
This is a messenger RNA of Pangasianodon hypophthalmus (striped catfish), 2292 nucleotides long. RefSeq lists its product as uncharacterized. The transcript has 22 exons. The record is from RefSeq and is a predicted model, not a curated record. The coding region runs from base 108 to 2000 and encodes 630 amino acids. Gene Ontology annotation, molecular function: carbohydrate binding. Lineage: Eukaryota; Metazoa; Chordata; Actinopteri; Siluriformes; Pangasiidae.